Molecule: messenger RNA, 1540 nt
Organism: Wallemia mellicola CBS 633.66
Lineage: Eukaryota; Fungi; Basidiomycota; Wallemiomycetes; Wallemiales; Wallemiaceae
Product: DNA primase, large subunit
Exons: 6
Coding region: 1-1491 (496 amino acids)
Biological process (GO): DNA replication, synthesis of primer
Cellular component (GO): alpha DNA polymerase:primase complex
Source: RefSeq, a predicted model, not a curated record
AUGAACUCACUCAAUGGCGCUACGAAUAUAAGAAAUAAUUUAGAAGUAGAGAAUUAUAACGGUUUAUAUAAACAUAGACUGAAUUUUUAUCAAGAUGCACCUUUAUUAGAGGUUAGCUUGGAGGAAUUUGAAAGUUGGGCUAUAGAUAGACUGAAGGUUCUCGCUGAAAUCGAAGCUUCUCAAGUGAGAAACAGAUCGUUCCAGGAUAUGCGAACUGUCAUUCAAACACAAUGCAAGAAGCUAUUGAACCUUUCAAGCAAUACUAUGCGCUCAUCUACCCUCGACGCUGAGAGGAAGAAGGAUCAUGUCAGCCAUUACGUUCUCAGACUGGCCUUCUGUAGAUCAGAAGAACUCAGACGGCGGUUUGUCAAAGCAGAAACAACGCUCUUUAGGAUACGCUUCGAUGACGCCAGUACGAGUGAACGAAACGCGUUUCUGCAGUCUUUGAAAAACAGCCAAUCAAGUAGAAUAGAUUGGGAAGAAGUGGAUUCUAUCGAAAAAGAGAGCUUGAAGGAUUUACUAACAAACUCAAAUCCUGCUAUCGCUAUUUCAAAGUCAGGAAAUGAGUUUGACAAGGAGACAUACUACAAGGUGAAGUGGACACAAGUACCAGAAUUGGUCGAAAGACGUCGCGUGUUUUUGAAAGAAGGCUACGCAUACGUACCAAUGCGCGAUCAAACAUCGCUUAUUAUGAACUCCUUUUCAUCACAGUUAACGCAAGCUUUAGAAUACACAGCUAAAGCACUCCCACGUCUCGACGAAGAUAGCAGACUUUUACCAGUUUUGUCUCACCUCUCUAUGUCAUUCCUCGCUGGUUUAUCAUCCGAAGCCUUCGACCCUGCAACAUAUAGCUCAGAUAGGAAGAUAUCAGCAGAAUCUAUCGAUAUACUCGCAAAGAAGCAUUUCCCAAUGUGUAUGCGUAAUCUUCAUGGCAACCUCCAAUCAAAUCACCAUUUGAAACAUUUCGGCAGAUUACAAUACUCACUUUUCUUAAAAGGUAUUGGUUUAAGUGUUGACGAAGCCAUAGUAUUUUGGCGCAAAAGUUACGGUGCUAGCAUAUCAGAUGAUAAAUUUAACAAAGAGUAUCGUUACAAUAUACGCCAUAAUUAUGGUUUAGAAGGUAGCAGACGUGCGUAUCCACCACGAUCAUGUCAAAAAAUUAUCACACAAGAUCAACCAGGUCCACAAGACAAUCACGGUUGUCCAUUUAGACAUUUCUCACUUGACAAUCUUGUACCUUCCUUGCGAGCAACUUAUGGUAUAACCGACGCAAAUGACCUCAACGAGAUAACAGGCGCAGUUAAAGCUCAGCAUUUCCACGUUGCAUGUACAAGGGUAUUUGAAAUUACUCAUGCAAAUAAGGGAGUCACCAAAGGUGAUGGAUUGGGUAAUGGUGAAAGUGUAAACCAUCCAAAUAGGUACUUUGAAAGAUCAUUACAACUAUCAGAAGAUAAUUCAACUGAACCAAUGGUUGUAGAUGCUUCUUCAUAAGUUUUUUAUACCAUACUUCUGUAAAUUAUGAACUUAUUCUAUUAUCAAA